AUGUCGGACGCCGCAGCUGGAGUCGUUCCAGAUCCUUUCGCGCCACAAAGUCACGUACUACACUCAGCCUUAAGCCGAAACACACUACAUGGCAGCGACUACGAUCACACUUUGUUUGACAACUUCUUCGCAUCCCCAGCCUUCCGCGCAUGGUCUUCAGGCAGUAGAUCCUGGCAAUUACAUUGCUAUGGAGAGCCUGGAUGCGGCACAACGACUAUGGCCGCUCUCGCCGCCAAUCAUCUACCGUCUAGCAUAAAAGGAGCCAAAACAGCCGUCGCAUCGAUUUCUAUCACUCAACAUGUGUGGUCGACCUCAUUGAAUUUCGUUGAGGACCUGUUCCAGCUCAUAUACACUGAGUUUGGCACUGGGCCCAGUGCAGACUAUGAAGCAUACCAGGAUGCGUGCUACUCCGGUGACCCGGUAAUUGAGCGGAUUCAAAAGCUGAUUGGAGCUUUGAGUGACGUCGCCGCUGGGGCUUGCAAGUUUCUCAUCCUUGAUGGAUACGAUCGCAUCAACGAAGCAUUACAGGCGUCUGUUGAUACACAAUUCUCUGCUUUAGAAUCCAGCGGAUUCAACGUAAUCAUGACUCGGCGAGUUCCAGUCUUCUUUGCAUCUCCCCAUCGACGAUGCGACGGAUGCGGGCAGGACCCCCUUGAUGUUUGGUUCUCAUGUACGACCUGCAAAAUGGUCGAUCUGUGUUAUGGCUGUGAGAAGAACGGACACCUAGGCAGAACCCACAUCUGCCCGGUGGAUAGUCUCAGGGAAACCUACCAGCAUUUCAGCAUCAAGUUAGGUUAUUUUAACAUCGAGCGUCUGCUUGGAAAGAAACUGAGUAUGCACUAUCCCAAUAUCCAACCAGAGGAUGCGGAUCGGAUUGUCGACUAUAUCGAGUCGAAAGCCGCUGGCAACAUAACAUUCGCAUUAUUGUAUUUGGAAGAUAUCUUUACCCAGGACAAGAUCUCCACUUUCAGCGUGGAUCGAGUCGGCGACAGGCUACCCAGGGAUAUCAUCGCUUAUUUCGACACCGAAAUGAAGUUUAUCGAACGUAAACCGAAACCUCAGCGCUUGCCACCAUUACUUGCGAUCGCUGCUGCUGUAGACCAUCAGGAUGGAAUUCCAUUCAAAGAACUAGAACACUGUAUACGCCUCGCGCAGAACACUUGUUCGAAUCUAGACUACCCCAGAUCUGUUCAAGAUGUCUUUAUUGCAGGAAACGGAUGCCUAAUUGACCCGCUCACUGAUGACCAACGGCUGGAUAUUUGUUGCAAACCCGCGUUUCCUCUGUAUGUGAAAGAGAAGUACAAUAAUUCAUUAGAAUGGGCAAGACGUCAAGUCCAUUCUAGCGCAAAGGGAAGACGUGGUGCUGUUACACCACAGCAGUUCGAAGAGAUAUCCUCACCGGUCGAAACACCUGGUCUUUUAGGAAGCACAUUCGACACGUUAGCAAGCGAAAGGCCUCCUCCAACUCCAUUGAUGAGCUUCGAAGAUGGUCUCCGCAUCCGUGAACUCGAUGGUACAUUCGAUCGGGCGAUAUUCCUCAGUAAGGACGAAAAACCGGUCCAAUCGCCACCUAGGCUCGACAGCACCGAGUAUGUACCUAGCAUGGCUCAGGGUAUCAUUCCGGUCCACAAGCCUGAAAGAAAAGUCACGCAACCGGACACGGUAUCAACCCAGCCCCAGAUACAAGUGUGCGAGUUUUGUGUCAGGAAUGUAUUAGAGUCCGGUGCGUCCUCCGGUCAGCAUCGUCUUUCAAUGGAUGAUCUGAGUUCUGUCAUGAACCAAUGCACGUUUUGUACCUCGCUCUACGGUAUUAUGAGAAAUCCUCUGCCCAACACUGUAAACUGGCCAUUGUAUCAUUGGACCCUUCGAGCACUGCCACGCGGCAGAGAGUUAAGAGGAUCGAUGAUGUUACGUUUUUGGUCUUCUCAUCCGACAAUCACAACCAAGUCUUUCCGAUUCCUGCCGGGAAACGAUCUGGAUGUGCCUGGGUCCGAGCAUUUACCAGGAACAACAGAUCUAGACCUUAGUGGCGGUACUCAAGUUAACAAAUGGAUGGAAACUUGCAUGCGCGAUCAUCAAGGCUGCAGUAAAGCCUGGCACGCCCAGCGAUCCAAACCUUUCUUUCUUCCAACACGACUUCUGGAUGUCGACACUGGAGAUGACAAUGUUAUCCGCUUAGUAGAUACCCAGAUAACCAAGGCCAAGGGACCUUACUGCACGUUGAGUCACGCGUGGGGACCACGAGAGAAGCCGUUUCUUACUACUACUGUGUGGAAUAUGGCAAAGCAUUUGAUCACAGGUAUUUUCCUAGCCGAGCUUCCACUUAACUUCCAGCACGCAAUACGAGUGACUCGUUUCUUGAAGGUGCGGUAUAUCUGGAUCGAUAGUCUCGCUAUCGUGCAAGAACCUUUUGGUGAUUUUGCCAGAGAAGCCAAUCUCAUGCACAAGGUUUACCGGUACUCGCAUUGUAACAUUGUCGCAGCGGACUCAGAGGAUGCAUACGGCGGCCUCUUCAGGGACCGUACACCUCAUGAGAUCCUUCCGGUCAAAUAUCAUGGUACUAAUGCAUCUCAUGAUUUGGGGACGAAAACUUGGACGAUUGUCCCAGCGGACCUUUGGGAAAAGGAACUUCUUAACUCCAUCAUAUAUUAUCGUGCGUGGGUGUUUCAAGAACGUAUUCUCUCUCCUCGCAUCCUUCACUUCACAAAACAUCAAAUCUUUUGGGACUGCGGUACGCUCUCUGCCUGUGAGGUGUUCCCAAAUGGCCUUCCCUUCCCUCUCGAUCACAAAGCAAGCAUAGAUCGACAUUGGAGAGGACGGCUAGUCGGAAGUACUGUCCCAUCCAACGCUUUGACUGGUGUUAACGAUAAUGAAAGCUCUUACACUUUCUGGAUGUCCGCGGUACAGAACUACACGGAAUGCAAUCUGACUAGUCAGGGUGACAAAACCAUCGCAAUCUGGAGUAUCGCGAAGUUGCUGCGCGACGUAAUGAGAGAGCAAUACGCCGUGGGCAUGUGGUCUAAAGCGCUCGAGGAGCAAAUGGCCUGGAGAGUACGAGAAACUCAAAAAUGUGAGAACAUGCCAGAGCUCGAUGCCAGUAUUCCUAGCUGGUCAUGGGCAAGUGUAAAAGGCUCUAUUGUGCCUCAAUACCGGCUGGACCUGCGAUCAUAUACAGUCACGGAUCACGACGGGGCUAUGGUCAAAUUCACAGUCGACGAGGAAACUAGGGAAGGUGAUAAGGAGCCUAAAUUAGAGAGGAAAGCGUUGGAACUGAGGACUCGCAUCAGCUUUGGUCGGCUAACAAGUGUGGAAGAGGACGUUUAUCGUCUCCAAGUCUUGGGCGAAGCCUCCAGCGGCCCCAUCGAAAUGGACGCCUUUCCCGAUGCUCCACUUUCAACUACAGCAAUCGACCCGCAACAAUGCGCAUUCAUGAUCCUUGCCGCAUCGGUCACUUCAAAAAACAUCAGUGGCCUCCAAUUAGGCCUACCUUCUUCUUCCGAAGCAUGUCAGACGUACUCCGGGAUAGGUCUUCUCCUCGUCACGCACUCUGCCUGGUUCUCCAACCAGGAAAAACUGCACCAUGAAUACAAAAGCGCGCUAUCAGGCUUGAAGCCAUCUCGAGAACAAGAAUGGCGCCUAGAUGCCUUCGCGAAACUCAUGUCCCAGCAGUCAGAAAGGAUUAUGAAUAUGAAGGGGAACAUUGCAAGCGUAUAUCGGCGGAUCGGAGCGUUACAGUUUCGCGAUAUAGACGAGCAAGCCUUCAAAUCCUUGACAAACGACCAGAACCUGGACAAUAUUUGGUUAGAGUGA
Alternaria burnsii is the source of this 3810-nucleotide messenger RNA. RefSeq lists its product as uncharacterized. Bases 1 to 3810 code for a protein of 1269 amino acids. Gene Ontology annotation, molecular function: zinc ion binding. Lineage: Eukaryota; Fungi; Ascomycota; Dothideomycetes; Pleosporales; Pleosporaceae. The transcript is spliced from 3 exons. The record is from RefSeq and is a predicted model, not a curated record.